AUGGGUGUGUCUGGUGAAUCUGAGACGGUGAUAGUGAUGGAGGGAGAUUCUGUCACUCUAAACUCUGACCUCACCGAAAUAGUGAACAAAGAUACGAUACUGUGGAUGUUUGGACCUAAAGACUCUCUCAUAGCUCAAAUAGGGAGAACGGACGAUUUGACCAAAUUUUUAGUCCCCAAUGUUGUGGCAUUCAGAGGCAGAGUACAAGUGAACAAAGAUACUGGAUCUCUGACCAUCAGAAACACCAGAAUCAGACACUCGGGACAAUAUAAACUCACCAUCUCUAGAGAACAGACAACGGAUCAAGAUAUUCAAUUUGUGGAUGGAUUUGGAGAUAAAGGCAUCCUCCUGGCUAAAAUCGAUUUAGAAACAAAAAAUACUUCAUUGAAUGAAGAUGAUGAGAGAUUCAAAGACAGUCUUGAGCUGGAUAAUCAGACUGGAUCUCUGACCAUCACAAACACCAGAACUGAACAUGCUGGACUGUAUGAAGUACAGAUGAGAGGCAGCGAGAGCUCACAGCGAUUCCUUCUCUCUGUCAACGCUGUUACAGAUCCAGGUCUUUCUCCGGGUGUUAUAACAGGGAUAUGUGUUGUUGGUGUUGUUGUUGUUCUGCUUCUGGUUGCAGUUGUGAUUUACUAUCAACAAAGAAUCUCCAAAUUACAGCAAGUUGCUGAAGUGUAUGAAGAGGUGAAAAUAUCAGCGAUGGAGGGAGAAUCUCCAACUCUACACACUGGUCUUACUGAACCACAUGAUGAAAACAUACAGUGGUGGUAUGAAGAUGAAACCAAUCUCAUCGCUGAAGUAAGUGAAGAGAGGAGUAGGACACAUGAUGGAGCUGAUGGGAGAUUCAGAAGCAAACUGAGGCUUUAUGAUUCUGGAAAUCUCACCAUCAGUAACAUAAGGAAC
Megalobrama amblycephala (Wuchang bream) is the source of this 906-nucleotide messenger RNA. RefSeq lists its product as uncharacterized. The record is from RefSeq and is a predicted model, not a curated record. The transcript is spliced from 6 exons. The annotation marks the transcript as partial. NCBI's taxonomy places the organism in Eukaryota, Metazoa, Chordata, Actinopteri, Cypriniformes, Xenocyprididae.